Molecule: messenger RNA, 1021 nt
Organism: Mus pahari (shrew mouse)
Lineage: Eukaryota; Metazoa; Chordata; Mammalia; Rodentia; Muridae
Gene: Rhbdl2
Product: rhomboid like 2
Exons: 8
Coding region: 113-1021 (302 amino acids)
Cellular component (GO): membrane
Molecular function (GO): serine-type endopeptidase activity
Source: RefSeq, a predicted model, not a curated record
GGCUGUGGCUCGGGCCUCCAGGCAGCUCCGUUGGCCGCUUGAAGUGCAAGAUCCGACUGCAGUGUGGGACCGCGGUGCCUUGGGCUCCCCAGGCAGAGGGAGGACCAGGACAAUGGCUGUUGCUCACGAGAUGGAGAUGGAGAGUGUGAAUCUGAACAUGGAGAGAGAGGGAAAGGAAGAACUGGAGGAGGAAAAAAUGAAAGGGGAGGGGGAAGGUAAAGACUUCCCCAGGAGCAGAAAGGUCCACAGGAUCGUCUCCAAGUGGAUGCUUCCUGAGCCAGUCCGAAGAACAUACUUGGAGAGAGCCAACUGCCUCCCGCCGCCCCUGUUCAUCAUCCUCAUCAGUCUGGCUGAGCUGGCUGUGUUUAUUUAUUAUGCGGUGUGGAAGCCCCAGAAGCAGUGGAUCACCCUGGACACGGGCAUCUUGGAAAGUCCCUUGACGUACUGCCCUGAGAGGAGGGAGGAAGCCUGGAGGUUUAUCUCAUACAUGCUGGUCCAUGCCGGAGUCCAGCACAUCGUGGGGAAUCUUUUUAUGCAGAUUGUCCUGGGUAUUCCCUUGGAAAUGGUCCACAAAGGCCUCCGAGUGGGGCUGGUGUAUCUGGCAGGAGUGCUUGCAGGUUCCCUGGCCAGCUCCAUUUUUGAUCCCCUUAAGUCUCUUGUGGGAGCUUCAGGAGGAGUCUAUGCAUUGAUGGGAGGAUAUUUUAUGAAUGUUAUAGUGAACUUUCGAGAAAUGAUUCCUGCCUUAGGAAUCUUCAGACUACUCGUGAUCAUUCUGAUAGUUGUGACAGACAUGGGAUUUGCUCUCUACAGAAGAUUCUUUGUCCCUGCAAAUGGGUCUCCGGUGUCCUUUGCUGCUCACAUUGCAGGAGGAUUUGCUGGGAUGUCCAUAGGUUACACUGUGUUCAGCUGCUUUGACAAGACCCUGCUCAAAGACCCCAGGUUCUGGAUUGCAAUUGCUGCAUAUGUAGCUUGUCUCUUAUUUGCUGUGCUUUUUAACAUCUUUCUGUCCCCAGCAAACUGA